GACUUACACAAUUGCGUAGCGCUGGAAGCCUUGAAAUCCCGCCACUCCUCCUCCUCCUCCUCCAUCGUCAUCCUCGUCUUCCAUGGCUUCCUAUGCCUUAAUCUCUAGCUCACCACGCUCAAUUCCACUACCCAUUCAGACUCCCUUUCAGUUUCGGCGUCGAAGUUUGAUUUUACGUGCUUCGUUAAGCUCUUCUUCGCCGUCGUCCCCCGAGUCCAAAGCACCAUCUCCAGUUGUUUCGGCGGCUACUUCUUCUUCUUCUUCGACGCCUUUUGUUGAAUCUAGGUCACCUGAAACGAACUUGAAUUACGCAAUCGCAAAUCCCAAUGGAAGCCCCUUUAUUCGGUUUCUUCGAUCUUCUGAGUCUUCCAUUGAAAGGAUUAUUUUUGACUUCCGUUUCUUGGCACUCUUUGCCGUUGGAGGCUCCUUGGCUGGUUCUUUAUUGUGCUUUCUAAAUGGCUGUGUAUAUAUUACUGAUGCAUACAAAGUAUAUUGGACAAGCUGUGUCAAAGGGAUUCACACUGGACAAAUGGUUUUACGGCUGGUUGAAGCAAUCGAUGUCUAUCUUGCUGGGACUGUUAUGUUGAUAUUUGGUAUGGGCUUAUAUGGAUUAUUUAUAAGCAAUGUACCUCCUGAUGCGCCACCUGCUGGUGAUCGUGCCCUUAAAGGGUCUUCUUUGUUUGGAAUGUUUGCCUUAAAGGAGAGACCUAAAUGGAUGAAAAUCAGCUCACUUGAUGAAUUGAAGACAAAGGUGGGGCACGUUAUUGUGAUGAUUCUACUGGUGAAAAUGUUUGAGAGAAGCAAGAUGGUAAAAAUACACACAGGAAUGGAUCUGCUAAGUUAUUCAAUCUGUAUUUUCCUAUCAUCUGCUUCUUUGUAUAUCCUCCAUCACUUGCAUAGGGAAGAAUAGGAUGUUGGACAUAUAUAGUAAAUAUUGUCAUUGUAUUACAUUUAGUUUAUACCUGCGACUGCAAAUAUAUGCCCGUCAUCUAAAAAUCACUCCUGGAACCAUUUAGAACGAUGGUCAAUGAUUAAUAUGACAUCCUGUCUCUGUUGCUGCA
Messenger RNA from Prosopis cineraria, 1061 nucleotides. RefSeq lists its product as uncharacterized. The transcript is spliced from 5 exons. The coding region runs from base 83 to 910 and encodes 275 amino acids. The record is from RefSeq and is a predicted model, not a curated record. Lineage: Eukaryota; Viridiplantae; Streptophyta; Magnoliopsida; Fabales; Fabaceae.